Schistosoma rodhaini is the source of this 2482-nucleotide messenger RNA. NCBI's taxonomy places the organism in Eukaryota, Metazoa, Platyhelminthes, Trematoda, Strigeidida, Schistosomatidae. The record is from the annotation of a GenBank genome assembly.
UCUAAACUUUAAUCUAUUCAAAUUAAUAAUUAGAUGAACAUUAUCUUAUAAAUUAUUUUAUUAAAUUUAAUUAUUUAUAUGAAAAAUGAUUGAAGAUGUAUGUCAUGAUUCUAAAUUAUUUAUAUCAAAAAGUCUUGACUUUAUACUAACCAAUAGUCAACUUUCUGAAACAAAUAUAGAUAAAAGAAAUAAUUUUUUAAAUAAAUAUGAUAAUUUUUCAAUCUUAUUACUGAAUGAUUAUAUAAAUAAUUUAACCGAAAGAUUAAAAGGGAUACAAUUAACGAGAUCACAAUUAUAUAUAUGUAAUAUAAUCCAUUUAUUAUGGAUGUAUAUACCACCAAUACUAUUUAUAUUUGGUAGUUUAGGUAAUGUUUUAUCAUUCAUUAUAUUACGACAUAUAUCAACUGGUUCUGUAACAAUAAUUCUUUAUUUAAUAGCACGUUCAAUUGUUGAUGAAAUAGUAUUAAUUGUUGGAUUAUUACGUAGAUGGAUUGAUAAAAUAUUUGAUACAAAAUUUGAAAAUACAUCAAAUUUUAUGUGUAAAAUGAUACAUUUUUGGGGUACAUCAUCAAGUUUAUUAUCCGUAUGGUUAACUGUAAGUUUAACAGCUGAACGUGCAUUAGUUGUUAGUUUUCCAUUACAUGUUUCACAAUGGAUUAGUUAUACACGUAUAAGAAAUAUGAUUAUCAUUUUAAGUAUAUUAUGUGUAAUAUUAAGUUUACAUUUUUAUUUUACAGUAGGUAUUACUUCAAAUUGUUUACAUGAAUUACAAAAUUCAUCAUCUUCUUCAUGGUUAACAACAAUAAAUCAAACGAUACAAAUCAAUUUAACUAUACCAUUUAUGAAACAUAAAACAAAAAUGAAAUGUUUUAAUCAAUGUACAAUUUUACCACAAUAUUCUACAUUAAAUUGGUAUUGGUCAUCAUUUGAUGCAAUUUUCUAUUCAUAUUUACCAUUUUGUUUAAUAUUUGGAUUUAAUAUUAUUAUAUUAAAAUCUGUAUAUCGUGCAAAUAAAGAACGUAAACAUUUACAUAUACAUCAAUGUAAAUUGAAAUAUUCAAGAAAUCAUAAUUCAUUAUCAUCAAUACCUACCAUAGUAACUAAAAAAUCAAUAAUCAAUCAUAAAAAUACAAAAAUUAAUGAAACUAAUUAUAAUAUAAAACAAUUAACUAUUAUUUUAUUGAUUAUUUCAUUUUUAUUUUUAUUUACAACAUUUUUUAUUGUAUUAAUUAAAAUUUUAGCACAAAUUAUUGAUUUACGCGGUAAAAAUAAAUUGAAUAUUAGAAUUAAUUUUUAUUUUAUUGAUACAAUAUCUGAAUUAUUUAUGUAUAUUAAUCAUUCAAUGAAUUUUUAUUUAUUUUGUAUAACAGGUAAAUUAUUUCGUAAAUAUUUAUUAUUAUUAUUAUUUAAUCAAUUUAAACAAAUUAAAUUUUAUUUUAAUCAAUUAAAUUUAAAAAAUCAUUAUCAUGAUAUAAGUUGUUCACAUAGCAACUAUUUUUCAUGUUUUUUUUCAUUAUGCUUUAAUAAUACAAAUAAUAAUCAAAUAUCAAAAAAAUUUGAAAUCAAUCAAAUUCAUACAAAAAAUUAUGAAAAUAAUACAAUUUUAUUAAAUACACAAAGAUUAAAUUUAUGUGAGAUGUCACAAGUUAAUGAAACACCAAGUAUUCAAGAUAAAAGUACAAUAAUGGAGAUAACAUCAUAUAAAUUAUAUACACCUUUAUUGAAUAAUUCAUCUAAUAUAUUCUUCAAUCAGAAUAUUGAAGAUAUUCAUGACUCUAGCACAAAUAAUAAUAAUAAUAAUACAUGUCUUCCUAAAUCAAGAGACAAACUCUAUAAUGAUAGUAAUAACAAUAAUAAUAAUAAUAAUAAACAAUUAAUACCAACAAUAAGUCACUUUUCUAAAAUCGGAAGAACUCGUAAUCAUGAUCGUCAACAACAACAACAACAACAACAGCUACAUGUCGGUAGAAAUUUAAGCUUUGACGAAAAUAAACAUAACAUUGAAGAUAAUCAAGAUCUAGACAUUUAUUUGAUUGAUGAAAUCAAAUAUUCAACAUUCAAAUCACCUAAACGACAAACAUCUAGAGAAUCUUUACAAACUAUAUAAUGAAAUGUAUUUUUUAUAGAAUAUAAAAAUUCAGAUUGUUUGUCCAAUCAAUACUUAUCUAGGAAUGUGUUUCAUCCAUCCUAGAUUUUAGUUUAUUUUAAAUGUUUACAUAAUUUUACCUUGAAUGUUUUUUUUAAUUGAAAUUAUAAGACUAAUAUUUGAACGGCGAAUAUUCUUUUCAAUAAAUUCUCUUCAGGUUCUACAAAUAUAUAUCCUAAAUAAUAAUCAGGGGAACUACGUUUAUUGUUUUCUGCUCGCCCAAUGGUGACACCGAGGCUUAAAGAUGAAUUACCUAGAAUGACCACCUCAUUUUUUAUUUAUCAGUUCGACUGCUCUUGUAGAUCAAGUUAAAUUGGUCGAAGUUCUAGGAAUUUA